AAUCCCGAGUCGUGAUUCGUUGCUAUGUGAUGUGUUUACAUCAACACAUUUUACCCGUAUAUGAAUAUAAUUGAUCACCACUCUUUUUCGUUACCGUAUUUCCGUAUUAUGUUUAAUCUAUACAUACUACGUAUCGCGUGCAGUUUUUCUCAGAAUAUAGCGAGCAAGUUCGUAUAAUAAGAUUUCUCAAGUUUCCAAAAUUGUCAGUGAUGCCAUAGGUUUUUUGGUAAGCCUUGUUUGGGUAAAUGUCCAUUCCCUUUUGUGAGUUUUAUUACGCACGUCGCAAAGAGUUGAUCUCCCCACGUUUAUUGUGGCUAUUUUAAUGCUAUACUUGUCUUGAACAUUUCUUCCUUAACCACAAGUGUGCAAUGGGAAAUGGAGGAUCAAUUUGCAAUAACAUUGGCCUUAAAAGACAGCUGACUAUUAUUGUGGUUGGUUUGGAUAACUCUGGGAAAACCAGCAUGAGUCGAGCUUUAGUUGGAGAAACUUUUACAGAUACUGUUCCAACCAUUGGUUUUUCAAAAUUUGUAACCAAACAAAAAGGAAUUACCAUAAACAUUUAUGAUCUUGGGGGGAGUUCUAGGAUUCGCGAUAUUUGGCAUAAUUACUUUGCGGAGUGUUACGGUGUAGUCUAUGUUGUGGAUGCCAGUGAUUUGCAGCGAUUAGCGGAAGCUCAACAAAAUCUAAGUUCUUUAAUGAAACACCCUAUUCUUAAAGGAAAACCUUUACUUUUAUUAGCCAACAAACAAGACCAUUUUGAUGCGUUAGAUGAAGUAGACGUUGCGGACAAAUUGCAGCUUGAAAUCUUGGCCAAUGCAUGCCAAACACCGACUAGAAUAGAAAUUUGCUGUGCAACACAAGGGACUGGGAAAAACAUUGAUCCAAUUAUACGUAUCGGAUUCCAUUGGUUGAUUGAAACCAUCCUCCGAAAUUUUGAAAAGAUAGAUCGUCGCGUCACGGACGACAUAGCGGCUCAAAAGGCAAAAGAGGAGAGAGAAAAGGAAGCUAGAAAAGAGAGGAUACAGAAACUAAAGGCUUUGCAGAAUGAAGUGGAAGAAACUGUUGCUCAGAUUUGUGUCGAAUCUCUGAACGGAAGAAAUCAAUUCAAACCUCUUGAAGAAAUUACGGAAGAGUGGAAUCUCCCUGGUUCGAUCUCGGAAGUUGAUCACGGAAUCGGCAUGGAAUCCCCUGAGAAAACAGACAGCGUAAUAUCUCAAACACACAUCGAUCAAAUUGAAGAAAUUGUAGAUUCGGAGAUAACAGAACCGGAGCAAACCCCAAUUGACGUUCGAGGAAUAACUUCGGCACCCGCUGAAAUGAGUGGAUCUACACCAAAGGCGCCUAUAUUAAACCGAAACGAUAAAGUUAAUUCUGCAUCUCCUGUAGCCAAAAAACAAAAUCAGCGCACAAAUGGAAAAGCGUUGCCACCGCUUAAAAGAAACGCCCAUAAAUGAUGAAAUUAACCGAAACCGUCCGAAAUAUCUAGUCUUCUUGAAAUCAAAAUUAUAUUGCAUGCUUUAUUUCUACAUAAUGGAUCUGUCAUCAAUUAUCAUAAAUGCUAAAACAAUCUUUCAUUUUAGCGUGUA
Messenger RNA from Daphnia pulex (common water flea), 1586 nucleotides. Its product is annotated as ADP-ribosylation factor-like protein 13B. The record is from RefSeq and is a predicted model, not a curated record. The transcript is spliced from 9 exons. The coding region runs from base 369 to 1454 and encodes 361 amino acids. Gene Ontology annotation, cellular component: ciliary membrane; non-motile cilium. NCBI's taxonomy places the organism in Eukaryota, Metazoa, Arthropoda, Branchiopoda, Diplostraca, Daphniidae. Gene Ontology annotation, biological process: non-motile cilium assembly; receptor localization to non-motile cilium. Gene Ontology annotation, molecular function: GTPase activity; GTP binding.